CUCAAAUAGUCUCAAUCUUGGCCUCAUUUGACGAGACAAACGACCAUUGUUCCCGCCGACGACAACGAAAACCCGGGCUCGAAAAGGAAGAAGGGAAAUUGGCAGUGGGUACUAGGCGGACGACUUACACGACUCUAAAGUGGGACACGAGAUACACCACCAAGAUGGCGAGCCCGCAACCAAGUCAGAGGCCCAAGCUGUCUCUUCAGACCAAAUCUAUGCCAAAGAGCAUCAGCCGAGUGACAAGAAUGAUGGCGAGCGCGGAUCCAAGAGAUCCCACCUCGUUCAACACCCUCUCAAAUGUCUAUGUCACAGCCAUUGAGCGUUCGACCCCAGUACAGUCGACGCCGUUGACCGCCAUCAACGUCAAGCAACCACUCAAGCUUCUGACGGACCGGGCAUCUCUCGAAAAGAACCAGAAGAGCAGAAUCGCAACCCCAUUCACGGCCAACCUUCCUGAGACCCCCAUCAGUGCAAACCCAAUGUCCCCAGCUCAACUCCAGGCCAGCAUGGUCUUUCCUAGCACAAUGACCGCGACGCCUCCCAUGUCUGCUGGAGCCAUUGAUGCGACCAGCAGAGCAUUUCCCUUCAAUCCCGCGGAUAUCCAGGACCACAUGGCGCCUAGCUCACCUGCUCAGGCCCGGAGAAGGGCCAUGUAUUCCACCUUCGGCCCAAAGGCUCCGUACUCCCGGAUCAAAGGGCUCCGCGGCAUUCUUCGCAACUCGCCUCUACCUCCAUCCAGUGCGAUCUCCCCAAUCUCACCCAGGCGGCAGUCCCUGCGGCUCCAGGAGAAAGCUGCUCGGAGAGUCGGUUACCAAAGUCCCCUGGAGCAGACAAUCACCACACAAAGAUACACCAGGUCUCACAUUGAUCUGCUGGUGGAAGAGGCAUCCCCCUUUUCACCAAACCCCAACGUCGCAGACUCGGACGUGAUGCUUGACAUCACUAUGGCUUAUACUGGAGACGAGACACGUGAUGGAGGACAGACCCCUGGUCCAUUCGAGGAGAUGCGACGGCGGAUGGCGGGCAUGGCCACAGAAACCCCUGUGCUCUCUCCCAGAGCCGGUUCCGGCGUUGGCAAGCGGAAGAAGAAGGACAAGAAGCGCAGAUGGGUUUGGACAAUUGGCAACUCGGAGGAAGGUUCCGAAGAAGGCGGUGCACUGGCAGCUAUCAGAGCUGCGACAACUUCUUCAUCGCCGGCGCCAGGAGCAUCAGCAUCCACAUCAGAGAACACGACGCUUGGCAAAGUGUCCACAUAUGGAGAAGAUGCCACUACACCACGAACAAGCUAUGCGCACUAUUCGGCAAAGUCAACGACCCCUGAGCCCUUGACGGCGGUCCAACAUCCCAGUUUGCCACAAAUCAUCACAACUGCACACGUUCCGACGACAAUACAAAUCAGCGUUGAGGACGCGGAUUCGGUCUCGGAGAUAUCAUCAACGGAACCAUCGCUCGAUGUUGAGAUGUCGGAUGCUAGCAGUAGCGUGCUAUCGAGCCGCGCAACCACUCCCUUCAGCACAGACGGCCUGGAUCUUAUUACGCCCAUUGUGAAAUGCGGAGGCGUUCCCAGUUUCUCCUCACCAGCUCGCCGAAUCCUCGAGCGACUCGGGUCGGCAGACAUAGCCAACUCAAAUCCGGGCACGCGCCGGGACACCCCAAUUCCUGAAGAGCUUAUCAUGUCUAACAGCUCUUAGUCUGUUCGAUGAAUUGCAUAGCGCUAUCCACCAGAACUUGGAACGAGAUAUAGCCAACCGUCAGGGCGGUGGAGAUCAACGCCAAUAACCCUUCCUCAUGAAAAGGGGGACUGACGAGCCACCCUUUUCUCUCUCUGCCUUCUCAGCACCCAUCCCCCCAUGUAUUGUAUAGUAUGUAUCCGUUGCAUUCAUCAUAGCGUUGUGUGGAAUUAUGGUUCCUAGGAGGCAAGCAUAUGGCUUUAUCAGCAUAGCAAAUCUUUUGACGAUGAAAUGAUAACAAAUUGAAGUUGGCAUCUUGAU
Molecule: messenger RNA, 1994 nt
Organism: Microdochium trichocladiopsis
Lineage: Eukaryota; Fungi; Ascomycota; Sordariomycetes; Xylariales; Microdochiaceae
Exons: 1
Coding region: 165-1694 (509 amino acids)
Source: RefSeq, a predicted model, not a curated record